Dreissena polymorpha is the source of this 4103-nucleotide messenger RNA. RefSeq lists its product as uncharacterized. Bases 2249 to 3316 code for a protein of 355 amino acids. The record is from RefSeq and is a predicted model, not a curated record. The transcript is spliced from 5 exons. NCBI's taxonomy places the organism in Eukaryota, Metazoa, Mollusca, Bivalvia, Myida, Dreissenidae.
GUAUUUUACGACUUUUAUAACGCUUUGCGAUAAUAAUGAGAUUGGUUUAUGGUAAAAUAAUGGCGGCGCUCGUCUGCAUAGUGGUGUCGGCGAAAGACACCAAUGGUAAUUCAAUUUUUUCUGCUGUGGCAAUGUGUCAUCGGAUUACGGAUGAUUUUAGCGAUUUAUUCAUCGCAGCCGCAUCAUCAUCAGGCCUCGAAAUGUCGCCCGAAUGCGUGAAUUCUGUAAAUAUCUGCAGUAAAGUUGGUAGUAGCGAUAGAAUAAAAAUUUCGAACAUCAGCAUGCAACUAAAUGUCGCAGUAGAACUUGACAAAAAAAUGGUCGAAUAUACAAUUAAUUCUGCACGACUUCCAUCAACAAGUUCAAACUCCAAUGCAUUCACAGUUUUAAUGAACAAGCCCAAGGUAUGCAUUAUGCCAAAAAAAUAUGAAGUAAACACAAGCUCAAAAGUAAAGAAACUUUCUGGUCCACAACAACUGUACUGCGACUUGAUUGAUUGGGCCCAAAGUACUGGGUGUGGAUGGCCAUCUGAUAUUGUCGAGGACAGUGGAAAACAAGCCCUUAAAUCUCUCAGCAAUGCCUUGUGGUACGUAGAUCACUGCCAUGCAAGACUGAAAGAUGCCAGUUGUCAUGUUCCAACUGAAUUAAACAAAUUUCAAAAUUACAACAACUACAAAUUACUUUGGCACAGACCACCUAUUGUAAAGGCAGCCAGACUUGGCGAAUUGGUUGGUGAUCUAUACUCCGCCCUUAGUUUGCCAUCAUUGAGUGAUAAACGAAACACAGUGUUAGCCAAAAUCAUGGGUGAAUUAGCAGAAUCUCUAAAACAAUACAAAGACAGACUUGAAAAUGAUAACCAAAACACCAAAACAUAAGUCAUAAAAGAGAAACAGCUAACUGCGGUGACUCGAACUCGGUUUGCAUAGAUCUUGUAACACCGUCCAAUGUUAAAGAAGAAUAUAGUCAUUUAAAUUUGACAGUAGUGAAAACAUCAGAUUAUACCUAUGUGCACCUUGACAAGUUUUGUCCCGAUAAUCGUAUUGAACGUCGCAAAUUCAUCAAAAACCUUCGUUUGUCCAAACCGAUUAUGUUGUAUAGGGUUGCUUAUGGAGGAAGCAUAGGAACAUUAAAUUUCAUUUGGAGUGUUCCAGCAGGUCAAACAGAAGACAAAACAUCCCGCAACAUGAAAGUUAUCUCUCAAAUUUCAGAAGAUCUUCCGACGUUCUCAAGCAGGGCUAUGAGACAAGAAUUUAUUGACAAGUUUAUAAGUUAUGUGAAAUGCCCAAAGUCAGUCAUUAGACACAUGUAUUUUAGCCUAACAGGGCAUGAAGAAAGUGCCAAUUCUUCCAGUGAAAAAGAAAUUAAUGAAAGGGUGUCGAAGAUCAUAGGCGCAGAUGACUCUCAGUUAUUGAUUGAUUUACGAGCAACUAAUGGCUCUUAUACAUAUUAUGAUGCCUUUUUUGAAGAAAUGGGAAAGUUCUUUGAAGAACAGAUUUUACAGGUCAGUGAAAGACGAAAAUGUGAUGAAAUGUAUUUGCCAUAGGCAAUUUCAAUAGAGACUUUAAAGAAUGACAUUUGUAAAAGAGUGCCUGAUGGAACACCCAUUCCUAGCAAUGAAACGAUCCGACUGCAGUUUUGUUCCAGUAAUCCAUUUCAUAAAACUGCUUUAAGGUACACUGGUCAGUUCAAUGUUAAAUUCCGUGUGCAGACACGCUAGGCAAGAGUUUCACAUCCUGAUUCACACUAUGCUGCAAAAUACUUUCAGCAUAUGAAAGAAUUUUGUGUGAUGUUUAGAGACAGUGCUAUGUUCUUAUGCAUGGACGACAAGGCAAUAGUUCCAGUGGGAGAACCAGGAAUCCCUAUAUCGACUGGAGUAAGAGGGCAUAACAAGGUUCUAACACCUUCAGAGGGACCUGUAUUAGUUGCAACUGACCAUGAUUUUCAUCUUUGCGGUCUUGUUCCUUCAGUUGUUCUUGUCACAGAAAUUCCUAGGGACUCCAAAGACAGCUUCUUCUCAGGGGACAUGCAUGUGACAACAAAAGAAAAGGUAUUCAGCCCAUCUAGCCCAUUUAGACAUGCUGCUGAAGUUAUUGAACUCGUAAGAUUAAAUGAUGCCUACUCUGCAGAUGGAUUAAAUUUGAGAACCCCAAUCAUGUGCCUUUAUACUGAUGGAGGACCGGAUCAUAGAGUCACUUAUGAAACGGUUAAGUUGUCGCUCACUCUUAUCUUCAUGCAUUUAGAUUAGGACAUGCUAAUUGCACUCCGAACGGCACCAUCACAUAGUUGGACCAACCCAGCUGAACGUUGCAUGUCCAUUUUAAAUUUGGCCUUGCAGCAUGUUGCGCUAGACAGAAAUGAAAUGGAAGAGAAGUAUGAACAGAUGGUUAAAAACUUGUCUUCUCUAACUGCAGUAAGAAACCAAGCCAGACUAAAAGUCUCACAAAUGAGCUUGAAAGGAAACCCUGUUAAAACUUUGAAAGGGGCAUCAGAUAAAGAGAUCACAUCCAUCUUAGAUAUCACUGGUGUUGGCUUUGGAGCAGAUAGUCCAGUAGCCACAGCUGACACAAAAAGCGCUGAAUUGAAGAAAAGCAAGCAUCUGCAGGAUUUCUUUGAGAGGCAUGCAGAAUCAGGCCACUACUGCUUCCAGUUAAAGAAGUGUUCAUCCGAUGAAUGUGGUUACUGCUCCGUCAACCCAGUCCGAGAUCAGGAUGUUUUUGACCGCCUCAGGUUCCUCCCUGAACCAAAGCCGGACGAAAAUGGUGAACACUACCUACCAUUCAGUGAGUUGUUUGGGAAAGCCCUGACCCGUGACAAGUACAGACCCUCAACCAGACCAUGUGGAACCUAUGAUGAGGAAUUACAAAACCAUGAUAAAGAGACUCGAGAAAUUUUGAGGAAUGAGAAGCUUCGAGAUGCUGUCCUUUGCGGAGAAUGUAGCAGGCCAAGAUGUGUCUUCAGUCCAAACAAGCUUGACCGACAACAGGAGGAAUUCUUGCGGAACAUUAAGGCAUGCCAUUCGUAUAUCUAUGGAGAUCAGUUGGAAGAUGCACCUGACCUGUAUGUUCGGAGAUGCGUGACCUGCAGCUCUGAGGUGGAAACAGCUUAUUUCUCAGCCAAGUGUCGGCAUUACCUACCACCAGUGUGCAUCCACUGUGGAUCUCCUGACUGUCUGUUAGAUGACAACGAUGCAUAUGUUGCAGAUUUGUAUACAAAAUAUUCCAUAGUCAGGCCAAUUUGUGUGUCUUGUCGACAUUCUGGAAAAGAGGCAAAAACAUGGGGCGCCAAGAAGUUUGUAAAAAAACAAAAAGUCAAAUGAACUCAUUCAAGCCUUCAAAAGUUCUUAAUUUGAUUUGGUUUGUAAAUGAGACCAAAGCAAAAGUAUGUGUUUAUGAUGACCAUCAUCAUCAUGUUUAUAAAUGUUAACAUGUUGUGAUUGAAAAUGAAAAAUCAUGGAUUGGAAUAAAUAGCAAAUGCUUUAACUUUUAAAAAUAUUAGUGUUUCGUAUUUUCCAGUUUAAUUUCUAUUUCUACAGAUUUUAAUUGUUUUGUGUUAAGAUUAAAGUUGAUACUAGUCAUUUGUGAUGGCACUUUUCUUGGAAAAGUAUGUUUUAUUGUAAAUUGAUGUGUUUUUUAAAUAGUCACGCUAAAUAUUGUUCUACUACUAUUGUUAUAAAUAUAUAUUAUAGUACUAGUCAUUUAAUAAAUAUACUAGAACUGAUACUAGUCUUUUUAUGCCCCCGGUAGGGUGGCAUAUAGCAGUUGAACUGUCCGUCCGUCUGUCUGUCCGAAAACUUUAACAUUGGCCAUACUUUUUGCAAUAUUGAAGAUAGCAACUUGAUAUUUGGCAUGCAUGUGUAUCUCAUGGAGCUGCACAUUUUGAGUGGUGAAAGUUCAAGUUCAUGUAAAAAAAUAAAUAUAUAUUUUCAAAGCAGCACAGUAGGGGGCAUUGUGUUUCUGACAAACACAUCUCUUGUUUGGCACUCAAAUUAGACAAAUAUAUGUCGCUGUGCUAUGUUAAAAUAAAGGGCUCCUACUAAUCACAUCUAUAAAUAGUUUUGAUUAAAAGGCAUGUGUUUUAUAUUUAAAUAAAAAACUUUAACUAUC